ACUCCCAUCUUAUACCAUGUCUAACGUAUUCUUCGACAUCGCCAUCGACAACCAGCCCGCUGGUAAGAUCGUCUUCAAGCUCUACGACGAUGUAGUGCCCAAGACCGCCAGAAACUUCCGCGAGCUCGCCACCGGCCAACACGGAUACGGUUAUAAAGACUCCACCUUCCACCGUGUCAUCCCUCAGUUCAUGCUCCAAGGAGGUGACUUCACCAAAGGCAACGGUACUGGUGGAAAGUCCAUUUAUGGCGAGAAGUUCGCUGAUGAGAAUUUCCAGAUUAAGCACACGAAGCCUGGUCUCCUCUCCAUGGCUAACGCCGGCGCCAAUACCAAUGGCUCUCAGUUCUUUAUCACCACUGUUGUUACGUCAUGGCUCGAUGGCAAGCACGUCGUCUUCGGUGAAGUCGUUCAGGGCUUGGAUCUUGUCAAGAAAAUUGAGUCCUACGGCUCCUCUUCCGGAAAGACGAACAAGGUGAUCAAGAUCAUCAACUCUGGUACCGUUUAG
Molecule: messenger RNA, 505 nt
Organism: Marasmius oreades (fairy-ring Marasmius)
Lineage: Eukaryota; Fungi; Basidiomycota; Agaricomycetes; Agaricales; Marasmiaceae
Product: cyclophilin peptidyl-prolyl cis-trans isomerase Cyp2
Exons: 4
Coding region: 17-505 (162 amino acids)
Biological process (GO): protein folding; protein peptidyl-prolyl isomerization
Molecular function (GO): peptidyl-prolyl cis-trans isomerase activity
Source: RefSeq, a predicted model, not a curated record